AUGUCUCUCUUCACUGCAGCACUGACCAUCUUGUCCGCCUUGCCGCUCGCUACGGCCUGGAUCCCGACUGUGAAAUCCGUGUACGAAUUCGGCAACGUCGCGGAUCCGGCGCUGAACCGAGACUCGUGCGGUUCCGUGCGCGUCGACGACCGCAUGCUGUGGACGUGCCGCGACACGCAACCCUUUGGCGGCGACGGCAAGCCCUCGCUGCCCGUGUGGUCGAGCAGCGCGGCAUGGACCAACUUCAACGGGCUGGCGCUGCCCGACACGCGCAUGUACGCGACGAACAACCGAAGCCCGUACUUUGCGCAGCUGGCCAGCGAGUGUCCGGUCAACUCGGCCGGCGGCUGCCCCGACGGCACGCGCUACGCCAUCUGGCCCGACCAGCCGCCGGCCAUUACGGCGCGCAGCGGCAACGUCUGGGCCGGGUAUACGUGGAUCGCGCGGCAGCACAUCCGGAGCGACUUUAGCAGCGUGGUCAAAGAUCCCAAAGUAUCGCUGUACAAGUUUGUCUACGACGUCAAGAGCGCGGAUCGCAACGCGGUCCCGCGCAUGACAAUCGUCAACGAGGCCAUUUUCCCUCAGGGCAGCUUCCCGUUUGGCACGCACGGCAGCGCCGUCAGGGACGGGCUCGUCUUCCUCUGGGGCAAGGCGUCCAACGGGCGCAUCGCCAUGGCGCGCGUGCCGAUUGGCGCCGUCGAGGACGCGAGCCGCUACGAGUACUACGUCGACGGAAAGUGGACGUCGCAGCGGCCCGGCAUCGACAAUCGCGGCGUCGAGGUGGCCAACUCGAGCGCUGGCGGGCAGGGCACGUACUUUUUCUCGCCGUUUUGGAAGAAGUGGGUGUGGAUUGGGCAGGGCGGACUGAGCAUCGCAGCAGAUUUCUACAUUACGACGGCGGAUAUCCCAGAAGGGCCGUGGGAUGCGCCGCGGAGCUUCUACAGAGGAAAAGAUGGCGGCGCGCCGCUGUCGGCGUACACGCUGCAGGCGCAUCCUGGCAUGCACUUGGCUGGAUAUCAUGAUGGAAAUGAUGUUUUCAUCUCGUAUACUAAGAAUGAUGAUGUAUACACUACGCCACUUAUCCGAGUCUUUUUCAACUAG
This is a messenger RNA of Beauveria bassiana ARSEF 2860, 1101 nucleotides long. RefSeq lists its product as uncharacterized. The coding region runs from base 1 to 1101 and encodes 366 amino acids. The record is from RefSeq and is a predicted model, not a curated record. The transcript has a single exon. NCBI's taxonomy places the organism in Eukaryota, Fungi, Ascomycota, Sordariomycetes, Hypocreales, Cordycipitaceae.